Molecule: messenger RNA, 481 nt
Organism: Acomys russatus (golden spiny mouse)
Lineage: Eukaryota; Metazoa; Chordata; Mammalia; Rodentia; Muridae
Gene: Trappc6a
Product: trafficking protein particle complex subunit 6A
Exons: 5
Coding region: 56-427 (123 amino acids)
Biological process (GO): regulation of GTPase activity; endoplasmic reticulum to Golgi vesicle-mediated transport
Cellular component (GO): trans-Golgi network; TRAPP complex; cis-Golgi network
Source: RefSeq, a predicted model, not a curated record
GCUGACCAAUAGGAGCCCGAAGCGAUGGCUGGGCGUGAGGGGCGCGCGGCGGUGCAUGGCGGACGCGGUGCUGUUCGAGUUUCUGCACACCGAGAUGGUGGCGGAGCUGUGGGCCCCGGACCCGGACCCUGGCUCAGUGGGAAAGAAGAAAAGCCUGUCGGUCCUGGAGGGCCUGGGCUUCCGCGUGGGCCAGGCUCUGGCUGAGAGGCUGCCCCGAGAGACGCUGGCCUUUAGGGAGGAGCUGGAUGCCCUCAAGUUCCUGUGCAAAGACCUGUGGGCAGCCAUGUUCCAAAAGCACAUGAACGGACUCCGCACCAACCACCAGGGGACCUAUGUGUUACAGGACAACAGUUUCCCCCUCCUUGUCACCAUGGGCUCAGGAGCGCAGUAUCUAGAGGAAGCCCCCAAGGUAAAUUCCAGGUCAUAAUCCAGAAGUCCUGAGGACCGCGGAGGGGGCGCCUUGCCCUGACCCGACCUCAAC